UUGAAUCGUUGUACUAUUUCGUUUGGUCCUGUCAAGAUCCGUUGCCAUAGUCAUGUCUGCUCAUCAGUUUUUAGGAGGAAUCGAGAAUCUGCAGGGAGAUAAGAAAAAAAAGGCCCUGGAACUACUCCAUGACACCCUCGUAAAAUUGGGCUCCAUAUGUGGCACCCACUACAAGGUGGUGAAAGUGAUCUCUGUGACGGGUCAGGUUGUGGCUGGAACUCUCAAUACCUAUGAGGUCGAAUUGGAUGAUGGAUCCGAGAUAAAGCAGUAUCACGUGGAGAUCUUCAUUCAAGUCUGGCUGAAGGAGAACGGCACCACCAUCAGGAUCAAGUGUGCCGGCCAAGAUGUAUUGAAUUGCACUUGGUAA
Molecule: messenger RNA, 367 nt
Organism: Drosophila ficusphila
Lineage: Eukaryota; Metazoa; Arthropoda; Insecta; Diptera; Drosophilidae
Product: cystatin-like protein
Exons: 2
Coding region: 53-367 (104 amino acids)
Molecular function (GO): cysteine-type endopeptidase inhibitor activity
Source: RefSeq, a predicted model, not a curated record